AUGUCUCAAGAACAAGCAUUCGAGCGCCACGAGGUGCUCUCAGCUUCCAACGCCGUUGCCAAAACCAUCCUCGACCGACAUAGCACCCGCGCAUUUUGUACUGGCCAAGAAGUUCCCAUAUCCGUCAUAGAAGAAUGUUUCAGUGUAGCACAACACGCUCCGUCUUCUACAAACAUUCAACCUUGGAGAGUCAUCCUGACGUCCGGUGCACCACUUAAACGCCUAUCUUCUGCCCUUGUCGCGGCAUUCGAGAACAAAAAAGAGCUUAAACUUGACGAUAUCCCUGAAACAUUCAAUCAUUAUCGAUCCAAACUGGGCCACUAUGUGUACGGGCCGAAUGGGUAUAACAUCAAUCGUGGGGAUACAAAGUCGAUGAUGAAAACUGUAAUCGAAAACUUCAAGUUUUACAACGCACCGGUCGUGGCUGUGCUGUACAUCGAUAAAGAACUCAACAAGGGUGACAUUUUAUCGGUUGGGAUCUACUUACAGACGCUGCUUCUGCUACUGACCGAGAAGGGACUGGGGACUCAAGUCUCGGCUGCUCCAACUGGAUAUCCAGAAAUUAUUAAAAAAGAGCUGGGAAUCGAAGAGAACAUGCAUAUUCUUUGCACGGUCGGGAUUGGAUUCGAGAACAAGUCACAUCACAUCAACUCUUUGAAGAUGCCAAGGGAUGACUGGAAGCAAAGCAUAAGAUUUGUGAUGGAAUGA
Messenger RNA from Fusarium sp. VM40, 708 nucleotides. The record is from the annotation of a GenBank genome assembly. Lineage: Eukaryota; Fungi; Ascomycota; Sordariomycetes; Hypocreales; Nectriaceae.